GUUUAUUUAGGGUUUUUCUCUCUACCAAAUCCCUCUCAAACCAGAGCUUUCUCUCUCUAGAAGCUAGGUGUUCUUCGAUACCAAGCAUCACCAUGGAUCGAUACCAGAAAGUUGAAAAGCCGAAGCCGGAUUCUCCCAUAAACGAGAAUGAGAUACGUAUCACUAGCCAGGGCCUUAUCCGCAACUACGUCAGCUAUGCGACCAGUCUUCUUCAGGAGAAACGUGUUAAAGAGAUCGUGAUGAAGGCAAUGGGGCAGGCAAUCAGCAAGACGGUGGCUAUCACAGAGAUUCUAAAAAAAAACCUGCCGCGGUUGCAUCAGGACGUUGCCAUCAGCUCUGUAAGCAUAACCGAUGUCUGGGAACCUAUGGAGGAGGGUCUUAUGCCUGUGGAGUUGACGCGUCAUGUUUCCAUGAUCUCAAUCACUCUGUCUAUGCGAGAGCUAAACAAAGAUUCUCCCGGGUACCAAGCUCCAUCUCUGGCACAACAGUCAAAACCUCAGAAUCAGACACAGCAACCUAGACAAUCCCGUGCUCCGUACAAUACGUACAAUGAAGAUUCUUAUGGUCGAGGGAGAGGGCGUGGCGGAGGUAGAGGGGGAGGCAGGGGAAGAGGUGGAUACGGAAAUUACCAAGGAAACUACCAACGAGGAUAUCAAGGAAACUACCGAGGUGGCUAUCAAGGAAACUACCAAAUGGGCUAUCAAGGAAAAUACCAAGAUGGCUACCAAGGAGAUUAUCAAGAGAAUUACCAAGACAACAGUGGUGGAUAUUCAAACUGGAGUAGAGGACGUGGAAGGGGUCGAGGCUGGGGCUAUCGGGUGGAUAUCAAGGCGGAAGAGGUGGCGAGUACAAUGGUGGAGGUGGAAGGCGUGGGUACAGCGGUGGAAGAGGUUAUGGUCGUGGACGUGGAAGGAUGGGUUGGGGCGGGGGUCGGGUCAGGGACGGUGGUAACCAGACCGAAGCUUAGUCUGCUCAGCCUCGCUUUCGGUUUCUACAAUAUAUGUGAAGGAGAAGCAUAUAUAUAUAUAUAUAUAUAUAUAUAUAUAGGGUUGGCUUUAAGGAGAGAAGGUUUGGGUUUUUUUUUCUUUCCAUAUGCACAGAAUUUAGCCAAAAGUGCAAAGAGCUUCUGAUCUCUCUUUCUUGUAAUUAUUUUUUCCUUUGGAAAAGAAAAAGAAAAGAAUCUCGUUUUGUUGUCUGUAAUGAGAUUCGGAAAUCUUUAAAUGGGUCACAAAAAAUUACUUUCUAUUA
Tarenaya hassleriana is the source of this 1248-nucleotide messenger RNA. Its product is annotated as keratin, type I cytoskeletal 9. The record is from RefSeq and is a predicted model, not a curated record. Gene Ontology annotation, molecular function: RNA binding. Lineage: Eukaryota; Viridiplantae; Streptophyta; Magnoliopsida; Brassicales; Cleomaceae. Bases 93 to 1130 code for a protein of 345 amino acids. The transcript has 9 exons.